Drosophila sulfurigaster albostrigata is the source of this 2985-nucleotide messenger RNA. RefSeq names its product leucine--tRNA ligase, mitochondrial (gene LeuRS-m). The record is from RefSeq and is a predicted model, not a curated record. Gene Ontology annotation, cellular component: mitochondrion. Gene Ontology annotation, biological process: leucyl-tRNA aminoacylation; mitochondrial translation. NCBI's taxonomy places the organism in Eukaryota, Metazoa, Arthropoda, Insecta, Diptera, Drosophilidae. Gene Ontology annotation, molecular function: ATP binding; leucine-tRNA ligase activity. The transcript is spliced from 4 exons. Bases 223 to 2799 code for a protein of 858 amino acids.
UGCCAGCUUGCAACCACAGACCAAAAUACAACAGUGGGCUGGAGCUUGCCACAUAGCUGUAAAAUGCUUCCCGCCAAAAUGUUGGCUAUUGCAACAGCUGUGCAGCCAGCGAUGUGGCAGCCUCAUGCGCCACAGCUGUUUAGCAAUUUGAUUUGUUAUUCAAUACACGCAUAUGUUAAUAUGCCGCAUUAAUGUGGAAUUUUAUCAAUUAAAAUAAACAAGAUGCAAGCGCUGCGAUAUAAAAGACUGUUACGGGGAUUGGAAUAUAACUGGCUUCGGCGUUUCUUAACACAAAGCUGCACAAGCAAUGAGCAACUGGAGCUGACCAACGAUGUGAAACAUCGCAUUGAGACGCACUGGAGUAAGCAGCUGUGCCAUGGGCAGUUUGACUCAAAGCAGGCGGCCAACAAAUACUAUGUGCUCUCCAUGUUUCCCUAUCCCUCGGGCAAUCUGCACAUGGGCCAUGUGCGAGUUUACACAAUCAGCGAUGCUGUGGCACGUUUUCAUCGCAUGUGCGGCAAGAAUGUGUUUCAACCGAUAGGCUGGGAUUCUUUCGGACUGCCCGCUGAGAAUGCAGCCAACCAACGGGGCGUGGAACCCGCCGCCUGGACACAACAGAACAUUGCACAAAUGAAGCAGCAACUGCAACGCUUGGGCUGCUCCUUCGACUGGACGCAUGAGCUGUCGACGAGCAGUCCCGAGUACUACAAGUGGACACAGCAUUUGUUCUUGCUGCUGCAUAAGCAAGGACUCGCCUAUCAAAACGAGGCGUUGGUCAAUUGGGAUCCCGUAGACAAAACAGUGCUGGCCGAUGAGCAGGUGGAUGCCAAUGGCUGUUCGUGGCGCUCGGGCGCCAAGGUGGAAAAGAAGUUGCUCAAACAAUGGUUCAUACGCACCACAGCGUAUGCCAAGCGGCUGCUCGAUGGACUCGAGGAUCCAACGUUGCGUGAUUGGCGCGAUAUUAUCAAUCUACAGCGGCAUUGGAUUGGCGAGUGCGAUGGUUACGCCUUCUCUUUGCUCACCUCCGCCUCGAACCUGCUUCGCGUGUGGACUGCCAAUCCCGAGCAUCUACUCGAUCCUCAUGCAUUUCUCGUGCUGCGCCAGAAGCACUUUUUAGCCAAACUGCCCGAUGCUGGUGGAUUGAGUGUGGAGAAUCCCUUCGCACGCACCACGUUGCCUGUAGUGUUUAGCGAUGAUGCUGCCUUCCCGCCGGACUGUGAUGUAUACCUAGCUGCGCCCAGCUUUCGUGCCGAGGAUCGUGAACUGUGGGAGCAACUUGGACUCGCAUUUAGCACCAGCAACGAAGUGAAUCCCGGCAACUGGGAGCAGCUGCGCAAGGAAGUGCUGACUGCAGCCAAACGUCUCAACAUUGGUGGCUAUCGAGUGUCGUCUAAGCUGCAGGAUUGGCUUAUUUCGCGGCAACGCUACUGGGGCACCCCGAUACCCAUUGUGCACUGUACCAAAUGCGGCGCUGUUCCAGUGCCCGAGCAACAACUGCCAGUGACGCUGCCGCCACGUGAUGCUGGCAAGGAUGCGCUGCGCUGUGAGUGCCCGAAAUGUGGUGACCCGCAAGCGCGUCGCGAAACCGACACCAUGGACACUUUUGUGGACAGUUCGUGGUACUAUCUGCGUUAUUUGGAUCCCCAAAAUACGCAGCACAUCUUUGACACAACGCUGACGAAUGCUUGCAUGCCUGUGGAUCUCUAUAUUGGUGGCAAGGAGCAUGCUGUGCUACAUCUUUACUACGCCCGCUUCAUGAAUCACUUUCUGCACAGUUGUGGACUGUCUCCAACGUCUGAACCCUUCUCGCGGCUGCUGGUACAAGGCAUGGUCAUGGGACGUUCGUAUAGGGUGAAGGGAAGUGGACGUUAUGUGCGUGACUCGGACGUGGAAGUGGUCAAUGCCAAAAAGAAUCAGGCGCAGCUUAAGGAGACACAAGAGCCGGUCAUCAUGAGCUGGGAGAAGAUGUCCAAGUCGAAGCUAAAUGGCGUUGAACCUGAUGACAUGUUCAAUGAAUACGGCACAGAUACAACACGUUUAAUCAUCUUGGCGGAUGUGGCGCCCACCUCGCAUCGCAAUUGGUCCAGUGCAACUUUUCCCGGCAUACUCAACUGGCAAAAGCGUUUGUGGCUGACGCUUGAGGAUUUCGAGACGGCACGCCGCGAAGUCACAGAAGAAACUGUGGACACGGGCAGCGAUGCUUUUCUGCUGGAUGAUGCCAAGCUUUUUGAUGCACGUAACUUUUAUAUUAAAGGCGCCACCUUCAACUAUCGCCAUGCGCAUCAGCUGAGCGUUGCCAUCUCCAAGAUGCAAGGCUUGACCAACUCACUGAGGCGCACUCCAAAGCAUAUUCAACGUCAUGGCAAACAGUUUGAACGCGCUCUCGCCGCACAAAUUAUUAUGCUCGCUCCCAUGGCACCGCAUUUUGCCUCCGAGUUGUGGUCACGUUUCGCUGCAGUGCCUGGACGUCUUAAUGCCGAAAGCGAGGAGCUGCAGUGGUCCAAGGAUGUGCUCGAGCAGCGCUGGCCAGACGUGGAUGCUGCCUACCAACUCGAUUUGUCCAUCAAAAUCAAUGGCUUUGAGAACUGUGUCAUUAAAGUGGCUCGUCAGCAGCUGGACAAGGUGAAUCACAGUGAUGCACUCGAUGUUGCCUUCAACACAGAGUCGGUGACAUCGUAUCUUAUUGACAAGAAGAUCAAGACGACGCACUUUGUGCUGUAUCCUGGCAUUGAGGGCAUACUCAACAUCUAUCUGGACAAAGUGAAAAAAACCGCAAAAGCCACCAAAGAAAAACGAUGAGGAUAAAUUGCAAGCGGAGUAGAUUAAGAGGAGAAAUUGAGGAGGAAAAUAUGUUAAAGAAGAAACAGGAGGUAGAAAAGAUUAUGUAAGGAAAAUGUGAAGACAACAAGUCAUAAAGAGAGGAGUUCAGAAUAAGUUAAAUGAGGUUUGAGAUGAAAACAGCAAAGGAAUAAGUUUAAAGAAUUU